GUGGUCCUUUUUGGCAAACUUGCAAUGGCAUGGUGAAACGCGACCUGAAGCGCAAGCGCGGCGAGGCGCAGAAAGAUGCGGAGGACGCUGCGGGUUCGUUCUUUGUCGACUGCCAGUACAAGAACGAGCUCCCGCUCCCGCAGGUGCCGAAGGUCGUCUCCGCGCUCCCGAACUUGGACGAGCUGUGCGCAUAUCAGCCAAACUCGCUGGAGCUGAAGCUCAGGCCGUUCCUGUUCUCCAACCAGGGACUGCUGUCGCGGGUGGAAAUCGAUUCCGACGAGGUGUAUGGGGAGGCUGCCGAUCCCAGCUCUAUGGCUCCGCCAGCCCCGCCCAUUGACGGGCAGCUGCUGAAGGACGAUGACCUUCCAGCUGAAGAGAGGGAGAAGGCCAAGAAGCGUGCCAAGCUCACUGAGCAGACGGAGGCAUACCACCGGCAGGCGUUCGGCCUCCAGAUGACGCAGCUCAUCACCAACGACGUGUUCACAGAGAGGCAGCGCUACACUACAGGACGAAACGCGGCGGAGAAGAAGAUCUUCCGCAAUCCUCCUGGUUUCAAAAGCAAGGAGGAGCUUGCCCAAAAGAUUGGCAAGACCUUCCAGGCUGCGAAGGAGGUGCCGGUGCACCCUACAAAGCCACACUUGAGACCCAAACGGGUCAUGCAAGUGGUUCCCGACAUGAACAUCUGGGAGAACAGGCGCCUGGGCGUCCGAGUCUUCGAGUGGUCGAGACGAACUGCCCAGCGUGGCGCCAUUCGUGGCGAGCCGAAGCGCCCGGACUCGUCGAAGGUACGUCCAGGUGGCCUUCGACGAAGUGCCCCGGGGCCGUGCGGUGCUGCCAAAGGACAUCCUGCUGAGGUCAUCGCCGGAUCCGAGGACGACCUGCUUCAGCCUUUUCGCACCGCGAGAAGGAGACGCAGAUGUCUAUGACAUCCGACAGAGCUAUUUCUGGAGCAAUCGUGGGGGCUUCCAGCAAGCCAGCGAGAUUGGUGAGGGCAAGACCGUGCUUCUGGGCAUCCCGCCCGAGGGUGGGGAUCGGCAGGUGAAGUUUGUGGUGGCCCCGACCAAGAUGGUCCUGACAAAGUUGAAGGCACAUCGACUCGACGUGCAGGAGGAUACAAAGGCCCUCCGGGUGAAUCACACGGCACAGUGA
Effrenium voratum is the source of this 1149-nucleotide messenger RNA. The record is from the annotation of a GenBank genome assembly. NCBI's taxonomy places the organism in Eukaryota, Dinophyceae, Suessiales, Symbiodiniaceae.